This is a messenger RNA of Gossypium raimondii (Peruvian cotton), 1869 nucleotides long. RefSeq names its product peptidyl-prolyl cis-trans isomerase FKBP53. Lineage: Eukaryota; Viridiplantae; Streptophyta; Magnoliopsida; Malvales; Malvaceae. The coding region runs from base 142 to 1620 and encodes 492 amino acids. The record is from RefSeq and is a predicted model, not a curated record. The transcript is spliced from 11 exons. Gene Ontology annotation, molecular function: peptidyl-prolyl cis-trans isomerase activity.
ACCGCUUAAAAUUCAUCUGAGCGAAGGACGACCAAAUCAUUAAACGGGCAUUAGGGUUUAAUAAAAUCGCAUAACGAAAACCCUCUAGGGUUUUAGAAGCAGCUGCUUUUGGUUUUCAGUAUUUUCUCCCAUCAAGAAGAAAUGGGUUUCUGGGGAAUUGAAGUUAAACCUGGAAAACCACACCCUUAUCAUUCUGACAAUGUUCGGGGAAAGCUUCACAUUACUCAGGCAACUUUAGGCCUUGGAUCAUUUAAAGAAAGGUCUGUACUUCAGUGUUCUGUCGGACACAAGAGUCCGAUCAUCCUGUGUUCCUUGUUACCAAAUCAGAAUGAGACUUGCGCCUUAGAUCUUAAAUUUGAUGAAGAUGAUGAUUUAGUUGCUUUCUCAGUAAUUGGCCCUCAAAGCAUCCACCUCUCUGGUUACUUUGUUGCUGAUGAUGGAGAUCACCUACGAGAUGAAUAUGAGUCUGAUUCUUAUGGGGAGGAUAUUGCUGAGACUGAGACUGAGUCCGAAGAUGAGUCCUCUGAUUAUGAUUCUGAUGAGGAGUAUGGAGAUGAUUUCAUAGAUGAUGAUGAUCUUGAGUUCUUCCGUCCACCUGUCCCAAAUAGUGGAGUUGUAAUCGAGGAGAUCAUGGAUGAUGAAAAACCUACAAAAGGAAAUGAGGAAUCUAAACGAUCCAAGAGAAAGAAUAAAUUGACUGGCUCUGAGGAACGAAAGAACUCACAGGGUCAACUUAUUGUCAAGAGAGGUGCUGGUGUGACAGAUUUGGAAACUGAAGAUGAAGAUGGCUUUCCAGUUUCUGCUUCACAAAAAAGCGAAGAUGCUAUUGAGCAGCCUCAACCAGAAACCGAGGAACUGAGAGAAAAUUUAACUAAAGAAGACAAGAAGACAAGAAAAGAUAUUAGUGAAAAGAAACGAAAAGUUAAAAACACUGAUGAAGAAGGGGGGAAAAAGAAGAAGAAAAAGAAGCAAAAAGGAAAGGAUACAGAUGACAUCAAUGGUUUACCGGGUGAUGAAGUUCAGCUUGUCAAGGAAGAGAGCCAGGAUUCAGAUAAGGUAAUGCCUGUUGGAAAAGAACAAGAUCAUCUCCAUAGUGAUCGGGCCCUUGGUUCUGAACCAGACAUUGUGCCUGGUGAGAACCUCUCUGAGAAGAAAAAGAAGAAGACCACCCAAGGGAAUCAAGUAAGUGCAAAUGCAUCAGUUUCACAAAGUGGAGAUAAGGAUACUUCCACUUUGAAGUCUGAAGAGAAACAAACUGCUGGCAAAUCUUCUCAAGUGAGAACCUUUCCGAAUGGAUUGGUUGUCCAAGAGUUAGCAAUGGGCAAACCAGAUGGUAAAAGAGCAUCCCGUGGGAAGCAGGUUAGUGUCCAUUACAUUGGGAAGCUUCAGAAGAAUGGAAAAAUUUUUGAUUCCAAUGUGGGAAGGGCCCCCUUUAAAUUUCGCCUAGGCGUAGGAGAAGUCAUCAAAGGAUGGGAUGUUGGUGUCGAAGGCAUGCGUGUUGGGGAUAAAAGAAAACUCGUAAUUCCACCAGCAAUGGGUUAUGGUUCUAAGGGUGCUGGCGGUAGGAUACCUCCGAAUGCAUGGCUCGAGUUUGAUGUUGAGUUGGUUGGAGUUCGGUGAUUAGUCUAGCCUCUACUGAGCUAUGAAUUAUUAUUUUUUUACUGCUUGAGUGAUCAUCAAUGAGCAAGAAAAGAAAACAGUAUCUAAUUGUGUUGCAAUUUUAAAUUUCAUCCAAUAUUGUCCUAAUUGAAUUUUUCUGCAGAAAGUAGUGAUUUGUGUCUACUGCAUAGAUCAAAUUUUGUUCGUUUGUGCCAUUAUUUGUGUUUAUGUUUAGUAAGAACUAAGAAAAUGGAGGGUUUCUUUUAGUAA